CGAAUAUGCGGCGGUGAAGUAGCAGGCUGGUAAACAGCGACCGGUCUGGGCUCGCCCAGAAGCUGUCAUGGCGGCGGAGGGGCUGGCGGGGCUUUUGCCCGCCCAGACCCAACUGGAGUACGCCCUGCUGGACGCCGACACUUCCCAGGAGAAGGAAAACUUGGUCUACCAGUACCUGAAGAAGAUGGACAGCCGGGAGCGGGACCUGACGGUGCCCGAGCUCGGCGGAGAUCUACAAUGGUUAAAUACUGAAGGUCCUAUUUCUCUUCACAAAGACCUUUGUGGAAAAGUUGUGGUGUUGGAUUUCUUUACUUAUUGCUGCAUCAACUGCUUGCACCUGCUGCCCGAUCUCCACGCAUUAGAGCACCAGUUCUCUGAUAAAGAUGGUCUUAUUAUUGUUGGAGUCCAUUCGGCAAAAUUCCCAAAUGAAAAAGUUCUGGAUAACAUUAAAAGUGCCAUUCUGAGGUACAAUAUUGUCCACCCUGUAGUAAAUGAUGCAGAUGCAACCCUGUGGCAUGAACUUGAAGUGUCCUGCUGGCCAACUCUGGUUAUUUUGGGACCUCGUGGAAAUAUGCUCUUUUCACUUGUUGGAGAGGGACACAGAGAGAAAUUGUUUUUAUUUACUUCUGUAACACUGAAAUUCUACAAGGAAAGAAGACAAAUCAAAGAUAACAAGAUUGGAAUAAAGCUAUAUAGAGACUCACUCCCACCUUCUCCCCUGCUGUUUCCUGGCAAAGUGACCGUGGAUCAUUCGGGAGAAAGGCUGGUCAUAGCAGAUACUGGACAUCAUAGGAUAUUGGUUACUCGAAAAAAUGGACAAAUUCUACACACUAUUGGAGGUCCAAACAGUGGAAGAAGAGAUGGAAGAUUUUCAGAGGCAGCUUUCAACUCGCCACAAGGGAUUGCUAUAAAAAAAGAUAUUAUUUAUGUAGCUGAUACAGAAAAUCACCUCAUUAGAAAGAUUGACCUGGAGUUAGAGAUGGUGACCACUGUAGCAGGCAUUGGGAUACAAGGUGUCGAUAAGGAAGGUGGAGCAAAAGGAGAAGAACAGCCUAUCAGCUCUCCAUGGGAUGUGGUCUUUGGGAAUUCAAUUUCAGGGACCCAGGAAGAUGAUGUUUUAUGGAUAGCAAUGGCAGGCACUCACCAGAUAUGGGCACUGAUGCUGGAAGAUGGAAAACUACCAAAAGGAAGUGAUUUAAAGAAAGGAGUCUGCCUUCGAUUCGCUGGAAGUGGGAAUGAGGAGAACAGAAACAAUGCAUACCCACAUAAGGCAGGCUUUGCACAGCCUUCUGGUCUCUCUCUGGCUUCCGAGGAACCAUGGAACUGCGUUUUUGUAGCAGACAGCGAGAGCAGCACUGUGCGAACCAUCUCCCUGAAAGAUGGAGCAGUGAAGCACCUUGUAGGAGGAGAGAGAGAUCCAUUGAACUUGUUUGCCUUUGGUGAUGUGGAUGGAGCAGGCAUAAAUGCAAAGCUGCAGCAUCCCUUAGGAGUAACAUGGGACAAGAAAAGAAAACUGUUGUAUGUGGCAGAUUCCUACAAUCAUAAGAUUAAGGUUGUAGAUCCCAAGAUGAAGAACUGUGCUACACUGGCAGGCACGGGAGAAGCAAGCAACGUCAUUGGUUCCAGCUUUACACAGUCAACAUUUAAUGAACCAGGAGGUUUGUGUGUUGAAGAAAAUGGCCGCUUGAUGUAUGUUGCAGACACAAAUAAUCAUCAGAUUAAAGUGCUGGAUUUGAAAACAAGAAUUCUUUCCAUGUUGCCUAUCCUGGAUCCAGAAGCAGGCGAUGUUCCAGAUAACCUGCCUGUGCAAAGGGAGAGAAUGACAAGCCUUCCAAAGCUGCCUAAAUCUGCACCAAAUGUUCAACUUCCUUCACUAACAGUAGCUCCUGGCCAGACAAUUAAGUUUUUAUUAAAGUUGACUCUUCCUCCAGAUUCAAAACUGAAUGAAGAAGCACCCAACUACUGGUUCAUCACGGCAGAAGAUAAUACCUGGUUGCUUCAAGGACAGCUUCUGUCUGGAGAAAUAAAGGAUGUUUCCUGUCAAACUGUAAUUCCCUUUCAGUUACCAGGGAGCUGUCUAUCAGCUGAAGCUAUCCUGGCUAUCAAAGUGUGCCUCUACUAUUGCAACAAAGGUAGCAGUGCCUGUAUGAUGAAAGGAGUCUCAUUCAAUCAGCCUUUCCAUAUAGCUAGUGCAAACCAAGGCAGCUUGAUUCAAGUUGAACUGAUACACACAUUUUUAAGUAACUAACCUGAAGCCAGCUAAUUUCAUACUUUAUUUUGGUAUCCACCAUUUCUAUAGGAGAAAAUGCAAAUAGGUAACUUUUCUCUGAUUUUCUUGGAGCUUAUGACAAAGCUAAGAAAUAAUAAACUUGAUAAAUGAAUUAACCGUUCCCUACAACUUAACGUGAAAAUUAAUCAUCACAACCUCACUUCUUUUCAUUACAGUAGCAGCAAUAAAAUUGUAAUACUCUAGCUCUGUUGCCAGUUGUGAAUAUGUUGGAUAUAUGCCAUUCUAAGCAAUGAGCAACAAUUGCUAGAGUCUCUUUGAAAGACCUGGUGUUACUUUGUGAUGUUACUGUAAGAAAGUCUUUGCACUGUAUAUACUGUUAGAAGAGCUAGAUCAUUUUGUACUAACAAGUUACAAGUUCCAUUUGUGCCCUUAUUAAAUUUUAAUAGAAUGUCAAAAUGAAUAGUUUCUUUCUCCACGCUGUAAAAGAGGUAUCUUGCUUAUUUUUCUGUAAUGGAAUUGAUGACACAUGUAUUUUGAAAAUACAUCAUAAGCUAAUUGUGGUUCUAAUUUUAUGCAAAAUGAGUGUUUUGCUUAACUACAUACGACUGCCUUAUGUGAAGAGCAUAGUUCAUGGAAAAAUUUCUGUGAAAGGGAAGUGUUCAAGUUCCUACAGAAGAAUUUCCUGCUGAUUUCUAACAAAGAAUGUGCCUCUCUUAUGUGUAUAUAUAUAAAGAAAA
This is a messenger RNA of Pezoporus flaviventris, 2967 nucleotides long. It is a transcript of the gene NHLRC2, whose product is annotated as NHL repeat containing 2. The transcript has 11 exons. NCBI's taxonomy places the organism in Eukaryota, Metazoa, Chordata, Aves, Psittaciformes, Psittacidae. The record is from RefSeq and is a predicted model, not a curated record. Gene Ontology annotation, molecular function: protein binding. The coding region runs from base 68 to 2248 and encodes 726 amino acids.